Molecule: messenger RNA, 5443 nt
Organism: Varroa destructor (honeybee mite)
Lineage: Eukaryota; Metazoa; Arthropoda; Arachnida; Mesostigmata; Varroidae
Source: RefSeq, a predicted model, not a curated record
GCGCUGCUGCUUAUGGUAGCGGCAGCGGACGCGGGACAUCAACACUGCGAGUGGUGAGGGAGAUUCCAACACUGAGAAAGCUAGUAGCAGGAUUCGGUUAAUGCCCCUUCUGGGUGAACGCAGUAGUGGAAGCGGCAGCUAUCUAGCCUAACUUGGCCUUUGACGGCAGCUACCACUGUGAUGGCUGUGUGACGACCGUGUGCUGGCGGCUAAAACUGCAAAUAUUCACUAUCUGCCUGUAACCGUUUUUUUCUGUGCGCGUAUAUCUACCUAUCUGUGAUUGGAUAGAUCGUGCGUUAUCUUCGUGUUGUGGUACAAUCGUACAAUCGCAGCGUCAACGUAUCGUUGCUGCAUCGGUGCCGUCUUUGCGGUUCAAUUAUCUAUAUUGUUGUAUCUGGUAGUCAACGAGUAUCGCUGCUCACCAAGGCCGUGAAGCUUAGUUGAGCACGUCAAGCAGACAACAGUAACGAUAAUCAAUGAAAAACAGUUGCAGAUAUCAUGACGACGGCGCUGAUGAUUAUAUGUUAUGAUGAUGCUGCUAUUGUUACCGGAAGCGGAGCAACUUAAGUGAGACUUCCUGGUGAGAAACUAAAAGGGUAUCAACCUUCGUAGGAUAGCGGUAGUCGUAACUGGCUCGCACAACGUUAAAGAUAACGAACAGAAGAAGCCAACAAGCGUGUUUGGUCACAAAAGUGUCAAGUGAGGACCGCACUGAGUAUGAAAUUAGAGCGUAAUCCCAUCGGCGUCGUUGCAUUCAUCGUGAUACACAGUCGCGUUUCAGAAAUUGUGACAGCGAAGUAACGAGCUUCAACCCUCGCUCUCGCAUUUGCACGAUAAUAAAGACAAAUAACGGGCAAACGGAUAAUUCUUAGGCAAAUGCCCGCAUCAAACUGAUCACUAUGAAGCUGAUGCGCUGGGUCGAACAACACAUCCGUGUGGGUCGCAAGAAAGAUAAGGAUAACCAAAACAGCCAACGGGGCUCCAGGGGGAGCAAGCAAAAGGGGCCUCGUAGUGCUAGCGUAGAAUCAGGCUCGAUUCUGAAAUUGCAGGAGUGUGACCUUGCAAAUACCAUACGAGAGCAGACGUCAUCGACUGUGGACUCAUUGCUUGGUCCACUGUAUAAUCCGUCAGGAACAGGCGCUGAGACAGGACGACAAUUAUUUAACAAAACUCCAGAAUCAUUGUGUUGCAAAGGCUCAAGCGUUGGAGGCUCUUCAGAGAUUCUUAACGCAGGCGAGCAUUAUGGAGAUUCCCUGCCAUAUGUUGAUCAAGGGCUGGAAUCGUUUCAUCGGCGAUUGCACCAGUCGACAGAUCUCGACAAAAAAUUCGAAUUACCGCCGAAUCAUUCGAAGGUUCUUGACUCGGACUCAUUAGCUGGCAGCGCAAGUGUCUAUGCCGAAAUACCUGACACCCCACCUCCUCCAGCUCCCCCCUCUAUUGCCAAUCGUAUACCCCUUCAACAUAUUCGGCAUAUAGGACAGAAGCAGCAGCAACAGCAGCAACAGCAAAUAAUAACAGGGGCAGAUAUACACUCUACGGCAGCUUCGUCGAGCAGCACCGAGGUUCAGGCUGCACGUGAACGAAGCCGUAUCAAGACCAACCCUUGGUUAUUGACUUCACUUGGCUCCCCCAUCCGCAGUCCCUGCUGCUCUUCUUCGGCGUCGGCAGAUUCUGGUGCGUGGACGGCGACCUCAAGCGAUCGUUCAGGAGCAUCAGCCCGCAGCGGACAGAGCAGUGCUCUUGGCGUAUCCAAGGAUCAUGCAGGAGGACAUGUACAAAUUACUACGCACAUCGGAUCCCCUGAUACCGUAGCUCAUGAUUGGUACUACGCAGGAUCUGGGUCCUCGACGGCUUCUUUAGCCAAACGUUCUUCAGCGUCAUCAGCUUCGUGCUCCAACUCCGGGACCUCAGGUCUCGUUGGCGGCCGAUCGCAUAUAGGUGCAACAGCCUUUGCUCUAUAUCAGAACGUUCUUACCGAGGAUCAACUACUUGGACUAGCUGGAACGUCGAACGGUGACUGCAGGCCGGCUCUAUUUAGGUACCCAUCAGGAACACGUCUGACAUCCGUUGGAUCGAGGAGCGUCCGAGCGUCUGGCCGACCUGAGAGCGCACGUACACAUAGAAAGAGUUAUUUCAGCCCCGGCUAUAAUCUUGACCCCGCGGAGCUCACGUCAUCUGAGGAUGAGGCCUACUCGGACGGCUACCAAACGGAGAGCGGCGGAAGUGAUGUCAUCACCGUGCGAAGAAUGUUACGUGAAGAUGCAUCCCUUCUUAGCCAGUUCAGUCAGGGCGAAUCAGGGUUUGAAUCGCAGCUUACGACACCGGUAUCUUUGGAUGAAGAAUCCAAUUCAAGUCAUUCUACACAGGCUCAGGGGAGCCAAUCUGUGGCUAAAGGACAACUACGAUCUGCUCGUGAAAAAAGUCAGACGCAUACACCAGUCAGAGGCCGAAGGGGAACCUCUCAACAGCAUCAGGCUUGUGGAAGCCCUCUGCGUGGGCUAUCGGGCGCAGGAAACAUCCUCGGUCCUGAUCGCGUUGACGUCUGCUCGCUUUCUUUAGCUAAGAAAAUGCAGCGUCUACGUAAUGAACGGGAGGCCCUGUGCGCUAAGAUUCGCGAUGUUCGUUCGGAGGAGCAUAUCAGUAGACAGGAAAAAUUAUUGCUACAUCGUGAAUUGCUACAGUUUAAGCAGUUCCUUUUGAUGCGUACAUUGGAAAACAUCGGGUCAGAAUUGAAUCUGAGCAGGGGUCCGUGUCAGAUGGGGAGCCCUCGUCCGUCACGCGGAGAGGCUGGUGGUCUGGGGGGAGCGGCCGUCCGAGGGGUCAGUCCAGCAUUGACUCAUAGCCCACCAUCUCAAAGAAGAGCUAGCACUUCAAAUGCUCCCCUCCAGAUGAGUCCACAAAUCGCCAGACAGCAACCGGCACCGCGGGUACCUCCUCAUCAAAGUCCCCGUCUGAUGCAAAGUUCUCUUUGUUCACCACUACGACGAGGGACGUGUCCUACAAACGUUGCCGCGGCGAUGCCUUUAAACGGACAUAGCCAUGUUCCGGUUAGUCCUAUGGUAGGACUCGGUAAUCCACGGAGUCCUCGCACACCUCGAAUGGGCCGUCAAAGGUGUCUUACUACAGGACAGGUACAUAAUCAAGGUCAUUUGAUAGGUCCGUCAACGAUUGCAACCAACUUGGGUCACUCGGGGUUACCUAGUCCCUCCAAAGGUGCGUGCUCCCAGCUGUUGAAAAGCCCUCAGUUAAGAUCAAGUCCACAGGGGAGUCCUCACACACCACGCAUGGGACCUCCACUUUACGCCAAACCUCGCGGAGUGCCCCGCACAACGACCAUAGAUUUCAAGGCAUUUUCAACCCAACCCAACGCACGAAGGCUGUCGGAAGGAGCCUAAACACCUACCGCAGAACGUUGGCUAGAAAUUUAUUCCACUGACAAUAACUUUGUAAGUAUAAUUAGCUGGUAGAAAUAGGAAAUUAUAAUUUCUGGUGAGCAUAUAUAUAUAUAUAUACCAAUGUAUGUAUAACUUCAGGGAUUUGUGAAAGCUUCUGCUAAUUAGAUAAGCUGGUACGCUGCCUGUGCGGAUCACUUCUCGAAUACUAAAGGAUUCUAGUUUUCCGAUAAGAUUCGAUGAAUAUUGCAGUGGUUCAGGAAUAAUUACUUCAACAGUAUUGUCCCUUCUCCGUUUCCGAUACCAAGUGAAAAGCUUAAAUUAUACCGCUCAAUAUUACAGAAAGAACGCAAUGGCUGUAAAUAUUCGCAUGCACCAGUUAAUGAAUAGCUAUUAUCGUAAGCCAAUUCAUGCAUUUGCCUAAGGGCAAAAUUUCAUAAAAAACAGAACAAGCUUUCAACGACGAUCUGGCGAAGUAAUCUAUUCCAAAGGUAACAAAUAUACAAGAACGCCUAUAAAAUGUACAACCUCAUAUGCGCAAAAGACCCCCUAAUGUACAAAAAGAAAGAAAAAAAAACUGUCUGCAAAUUCAACCAAAUAACUCGAAUGCGUUCUGUUUUUACUUGGCCUUUAGUUCCCUAAUUGACUAGAGACUAUAGGGUGCUACGUAGAUCUACUACCUCUUGUGCUUACAGUUGGUACCGUGUACAUGAUUGGUGCCAGGACAAUAACAGGCAGAUAAUAACAUUCAUAAAAUUAACCCUAUUAUAUCUAAGUUGAUUCUGAGACGAUCUUGUUAAUUACUCCGACAUGACGAGAUCAGCACAUAUCUAUUUCGCAGCUACCAUACACGGCUCAUCUGAAACAACAAACACAUCCAUAUACAGACAUUUACUGAUUACAUAGAUACGUAAUACAUUUUACGUUUUGGUCGGCGGUUGAAAUUUAACCGCACCUUAGCGUCGCCAUUGAAACAUAAUUAUCACAAUUUACAUAGACGUCAUUUAUCCAGCGGGAAUAAAUUUAAUCGUUGAGAUCAUCAUUUUCAAUGAACUCGAACGCACGCGUUACAGUAUGUCGACCUGUAUUCAGUGUGAACAUGAUCAUGUGUACAUAACAGCCAUAUAUAUACAUUAAAUAUAUAUAUAUAUAUAUAUGCCAUUACGAGACGAACCGAUAAGUUACACAUAUGUGCAAUAUUUGAUGUAGCAAAGAAGAACCUAGAUAAAGGAACGCUAACGUGAGCAGGCCGAUGAUAACUGAAGACUACGAUCAGAUUCAAAGGCCGGCGAGACGCUCAGAGAACCGACCCAGGGAAAAAUACAGACAAUAUAUAUAUAUAUAUAUAUGAGCCAUACUCUAAUUGAUCAUCGACCGUCGAUAUAAACGUUGGUGUGAGUCUAUUUGGGCAUCUGUCAAGAAAUUAUAUGAUAAUUGAGCUUUAAAAAUUAAGUUUCUCAAAACACCUCAUUGAAUGCAGUUAUGGUCUCUAUGAAGGCAGUAUAAUGACCUAACCGCAAUGAGUAGAGAUACAUAACAUAUAUUAGCUCCUCCCUCGAGUCGGUUUUACCUAGAUGGAUGAUGGACUCCUUUCGGAGACGUGUGUAGACGGCCGACCUGCCGGUGACAUUGCACGUUUUCCGUGCACCGAUGCCCGGUUUACCUUAGGAUGAUGUCUCAGGUGAGGUCUUAUUCCGAGACACUGUAACGUACAUCGUUCAAAAUCGAAUCUCACUGCCGAACGAACGACGAAGAGAAACAACCAGCCAUAACGCAUAUAUUAGGAAUAAUUAUAGCUAAGAGGUGGAUGAUAUUUGUGCAAUGUAAAACAGUCACACAUCCUGCAGUGAUUGGUGACCGUGCAAUAUAUACAAACUCGAUGGCUAUGAAAAAAGAUCAAUCUCAUCCGAAUUCAGACAUAAUACACAUGUCAACAACAGGAAAAAUACAAGCACUAUAUAUAUAUAUAUAUAUAUAUAUAUAUAUAUAUACUAUUAUAAUCGUGGCGAGAAGAGAAAUUUUGGUACUACACUGUGGAAUAAAUAAAAAGU